AUGGAGCGGCCACAAGGUGCUCUGGUCACUCGGCACGUGUGGGGGACAUGCACUGACGGCUACCCACAGUACGGCAGUCUGAAUAGAACUUUGAAUUCUCGCCUCGCUGAUACCACGUUGUCUAUAGCCGUGUUUCAUUAUAAAACAACGGCCCUUUCUGCUGUUAAAAGGACGUACUCCCAGACUUUUCUUUCGUGGACGGGUUCACGAAAGCCUGGAUUCCCACAUCGUCGCGGGGACAAUAACUUAUGGCCCGAGGAGCAGUACGAUAUUCUGCAUCCCCCUGAAGAGUGCUCUCAAUGCGGCGACUACGCCCGACAUCUCCUGUACCAUGGAUCCGGCUUUGGUGCCUCGCUAGAAGAGGCAUUCUUCAACCAGGCCGAAGAUUCGUUCGUUGAGGGCGUUAUAGAAGGCCGCCGGCUUCAGAGAGAGGACGACCAUGUCCGGCUCUCCCGCUACCACCUACGACUUGACGACAUGCGGCAACAGCGCGACGAGGCGCGACUGCUCCAACUGCGGCACAAUGACGAGGCCGAACUGCUCAAGGCCGAACUGGCAGAUGUGAAAGAUAUGCUUCUCGCCGUUCAGUUGGCCUACGAGGAGCUGUCGCUGGACAGGGCUGGCGUCGAUGGGCGGGUGCGCUCGUCAGCCAGAAUUGGUGACGGACUCUGGGAAACAGAGGCGGUCAGAAACCCUCAUGGACGAGGGUUUCCAGCUACGGACUGCGAGUCUGAGUCGGUCUCCUCAGGUUCCUCAAUCGACUCCUGGCCGAGCGACGUUCCAUCGUUCGAAGACGACGAGGCGUUUGAGGUCAUGCAGCAGCUGCAUCUCAUGGACGAAUGGGACAAAGAAGAUGGAGGUUGGCUCGAGCGUAUUCACCGUGAAGCACUCGAAAUCGACGAAAAGCCAUCGAGUCCAGAAUUGGUCAGCUCAGACUCCUCCGAAGACUCCGACCUUUCUUCCUCUCCAGCGAGCUCAAUUGUAGAUUUAGCACCGCCCGAACAUGGAAACCCUGUUCCCUCCACCGCCUCUACCCGCCGCGAACCGCUCACAAUUCCCCAACUCGACUUGCUGAUGGCUUCAGCUCAGUAUCCUACCAAAGAUCAGACCGCUCUUAAGCAGGUUCGCCUCCUCAUUCGGGCAGCCGAGCGCACUCCGAAGAAGAAAAGGUCGCCCGAACAGCUCUAUCUCCUCGCAACCUGGAGAAAGCCAUGUCUUUCGCACUCGGCGGCCUCUUCUUCAUCGUCAGUUCUUUCAUACGUGACUCCCUCAUCAGCCGCUAUUUCCGGUCUGCAUGGAACUCCAGAAAUAUUCGUCGAUGCGUCUGCCUAUGGUAUCGGCUUCAUCUUCAAGGACCGAUGGCUCGCGUGGACCUUCGCACCAUACCACCCUCUCAUCCCUCUCGGACCAGACAAACAUGUUGUCAUGUCGUGGGCGGAGCUCAUCGCCGCCGAACUUGGGUUGCUUACCCUCCUCGCGGCUGGGUAUCGCAACACAAAGAUCAAACUGAGGUCUGACAACGAAGGAGUCGUGAUGGCACUGAAGACGGAGCGUUGGACGCCGAGGUACGGCCUUGAUAGCAUUCUCCAGCGAGUCCUCCGGCUCUGUAAGGAUGGAGGGCUUUCGUUGCAGAACGUCUGGAUCUCAACGAAGAAGAACCCUGCCGAUGGCCCGUCACGGGGAGCUUAUCCUCCUCGUAGGCUGAUGUUCGACCAUUGCCCUGAGGUUCCUCAACACUUGGCUGGUUUCUUAUUGCCCGUUGAUCCGGCGAAGCUACGGAAAUGA
Molecule: messenger RNA, 1785 nt
Organism: Cyclocybe aegerita
Lineage: Eukaryota; Fungi; Basidiomycota; Agaricomycetes; Agaricales; Hemipholiotaceae
Source: the annotation of a GenBank genome assembly